Molecule: messenger RNA, 8051 nt
Organism: Culex quinquefasciatus (southern house mosquito)
Lineage: Eukaryota; Metazoa; Arthropoda; Insecta; Diptera; Culicidae
Product: dipeptidase 1
Exons: 13
Coding region: 2229-3494 (421 amino acids)
Biological process (GO): proteolysis
Molecular function (GO): metallodipeptidase activity
Source: RefSeq, a predicted model, not a curated record
ACCGACGUGCCGACCGGGAUAUAAACCGUACCGCGUGCGUGUUCGAACGUUUCGUGGCAGAUUCCGCGAUUUUAACCGGGAAAAAUUUCGGAUUGUGCGGUCGGGGGUAGGUGAAAGGAGGAGGAAUUUCCACCAAUUGCGGGCGCGCGCGGAUUUUUACUUAGUGUUUGAAGCCUUUUUUUUUGUUUCGUUUGACGGGCGGAAAUUCGGUCAACUUGCGGGAGGUAUGCGAAAUUUUUGGCAAAUUCGCGGUCAAUCGAUCGGCGUGCGUAAUGUGCGCUAGUGUAGUUGAGUUAAGGGUGUGGGUGUGAGUUUCUUUUUCUGCUGGUGUGCCCAUUUAGGCAACUCACACACAAGUGGCGUGGCAAUUUUUGGGGCUCGCGCGACGAAUAUUCGUGUUCUGGGUGAUGUGGGCACGUGGUGGCCCACCAGGCCAGUGGCUGAAAAUUGAUUAUUAAUAGAGGAAAAGCCAAUCUACCGUGGCGCGUAUUUUCCCUGGGAGGGGCUAGAGCGUGCCAGAGUGAAAAGUCAAAGGGAGGGAAAAUGUGAAAAAUAUUGCGGUCAUUUAGUGGCAUGGCGAAUUUUCGCUGGUGUUGUUUUGGUUUUGCCCAGGGCUGCCAGUUUGACGGGUUUGGCCACCCGAGUAUAUCGCUAGACAUAAAUAAAAAUAUUUGCCUGUGGUCGUCGUCGCUGUUGCCAACUUGGAACGUGACCGGAUUGUCCAAAGAGCCGGCUGGUCUCGACGAGGAUCAUAAAAAAUAAUAAUAACCAGAGAGGAGCAAAAUAAACGAAACUUCACGAACUUGUUAAAUAACGAAGGCGAAAAAAAACGUGAUUUUGUGACAGUGGUGCCAUUUUCUCCCUCCAAUCCGGAAAAGAAGGAGAUCAAAUCAAAGCCCUGGAGGCCGAAAAAGCGCCAGCAAAAUUACCAGCUGUCGAUACCACCGAAAUCGAGUUGUUGGCACCUUGUCUUCGCCAACGCGAGGAUAACUGAAGGGACCCCCGCUCGGAGUUCAAAUACUGCCCCAGGUACCCCGGGGGAAAUCGAAAUCCUGCCAAUUGGCAGCAACGGACCAGAACCCUGACCCCCCUCCCACCGCAGGUGGCCCGUCAAAACGGUGGAAAAAUAAGCGAGUUAACCGGGUGCCACCAGGACUGUGCCACGCCAGCUGAAAGCAACAUAAAUUAGAAACGACGAUAAAUUUUCCGAGACUUGCCCGACAGAAAAAAAAAGUCAAGUCAAGAAGGGGUGUGUGGAAAAUUUGGGGGAAAAACUCCCAGACCCAGGUGAAAAUCGUCAAGUGGUUUUUCGUUUUCCCGCCAAAUAAAAAGAAAAGGGAAAACUCCCCCGAAUAAAUAUUUUUCCAAACGAUCGACAAACGAUGAGGGAAAUGACGUUCGGGGUGAAAGUCGAGUGAAAUUCUUGAGGGGGAGGCGAGGAAAGGCAAGAAAGUGUUUAUCUCGAUUUGCCAGGGACCGGGCAAAGUUUGCCCACGCCGGAAAGGUGACGCGGGGUUUUUUUUUUUGUUUCGAGUGAAAAAAUAAGAAAAUACGAAAAGAAAAGCUGAGCGCGAGGAGGGGAAGAAAAGAAAUGGAGAACUAAGUGAAAAGUGCUUUGUGACAAAUGUCAUUGUGACCCAUUUCAAGUAUCAAUUUGUUUUUCGAUUUGCAUACUCACUUGCCAAAGGACGCAGGAGUUAGGCUUGAAGGAAAAGGAUUUCUGGCCGGGACCAGCGGCUUCCUGAAAAGGGGCAAAAACGAGGUUGGUCUUCAUACUCCAGUUAAAAUUUAAAAAAACUCCAUCGAAAUCGUCCUCUUCCGCAAUUUAUUUGUCACGAACAGUGUUGCUGACAUUAGUCCGUGCGAGUUUAAAUCAAGCUCCGAGAUUAUCAUAAAAGCUUAGAGAGAUAAAGCGUCGCCUAUGUCUGUGCGAGCAAGAAUGUCUGCCAGAGUGGAGUGUGAACAUAGGCUGCGAACUGAAUAAUGAUGAUCUGAGUGCCACAAAUCCUGCCACUGUAGGACAAAGCUUGAUCCAAUUAGAAGGACGUUUCAACCCCCGGGAACAACGAGUUCGACGACGAAAACGACAAUCACUGACGGUCAGUUCACUUCCUCGGUCACCACCACUGUCGGAACCACCGGAUCACCGGACCUUGCCCACCGGAAGCACCACCACCAGAUCCGCCGGCACCACCACCCGGGGUGGACGGGGCGGCUGGGUGGGGGCCAUGCGUCGCCGGAAGCCAGUCGAGGGCUUCCUGCUGCGGUGCUGCGGCGUCUUCGCGUUCUUCUUCUGGACGGUACUGGUCCACCAGAUCUCGACAUGCCUGGCGAUCCAGCUCGAGGAGCGGAUGGAGAUCGUGCGGAAAGUGCUCAAGGAAGUGCCUUUGAUCGACGGCCACAACGACCUGCCGUGGAACAUCCGGAAGUUUCUCAAGAACCAGCUGCGGGAGUUCCGGUUCGGCGAGGACCUCCGCGAUAUUACGCCCUGGUCGACGAGUGCCUGGAGCCACACCGACCUGCGCCGGCUGAAGGAGGGCAUGGUCGCAGCCCAGUUCUGGUCAGCGUAUGCGCCCUGCUCGUCACAGCACUUGGACGCCGUGCAGCUGACCUUAGAGCAGAUAGACUUAAUACGCAGAUUAGUGAACCUGUACCCGCAGCACAUGGCCCUGGUGACGACGGCGGACGGCAUCGAGGAGAGCCACCGCUCCGGCAAGCUGGCCAGCCUGAUCGGCAUCGAGGGCGGCCACUCGAUCGGCACCAGCCUCGGCGUGCUGCGGACCUUCUACCAGCUGGGUGCGCGCUAUCUCACCCUAACGCACACGUGCAACACGCCGUGGGCGGACUGCUGCAAAGUUGAUGAACCGGGCCGGGUGCCCCACAUCGGCGGCCUGUCCCACUUUGGCACGCUGGUGGUCACCGAGAUGAACCGGCUCGGGAUGAUCGUGGACCUGUCGCACGUGUCAGUGCCCACGAUGCUGGACGCGUUGGCCACCUCCAAGGCGCCGGUCAUCUUUUCCCACUCGUCGGCCCACGCCAUCUGCAACAGUUCGCGGAACGUGCCCGACCACGUGCUGAAACGAUUGUCGGCCAACGGUGGUCUGGUGAUGGUUGCAUUCUACCCACAUUUCGUUAGUUGUGGCGAGAAGGCAACCCUCAAGGAUGUUGUCGCGCACAUUAAUCAUAUCCGGGACGUAGCCGGUGUGGACCACGUCGGGAUCGGUGCCGGGUACGAUGGCGUUAAUCUGGUGCCCCAGGGCCUCGAGGACGUCUCCCGGUACCCGUACCUGUUCGCCGAGCUGCUCGUGUCCGAAAAGUGGACCGAGGAGGACAUCGCCAAACUGGCGGGGAGAAAUUUAAUUAGAGUUUUCAAACAAGUCGAGCAGGUGCGAGACCAGCUCGAAGCCCAGGGCAUGCUGCCGAUCGAUCAGUCAAUCCCACCGGAGGACAUCCUUGGGAGAUCCUACUGCCGUUACUCGGGACCACGGACGUGACGCAAGCGAAGUUACGAUCCGUAAAACCAAUCAAAAGCAAGAAGAAGGCACAAGUAUUCACACCGAACCGACCGACCAGAGUGUAUUUUGUCCCCAUUUGCCCCCAAAACAGAAAAGAAUGAUUGUGUUGCGUGAGAGACGUUCAAACUGGAGCGCAUGAAAGCCUGAGAGUUACCAGAGUCUAACAAUCAAAGUUGUUUUAAGUUGAGGUUAAGAGGUGGUGACGGCACGAUAGCUUAGGACAGUCAAAAACAAAUAAAAACGAGUUCGCAUAUCAUGAGAUAACAGAGGAGAGUGCAGAUUGCAAACAAAAACACAGAAAAUCUACCGAAUUUCCCAGAAAAACCAAAAACCUUAAACGUAUAUUUUUUUAACCGAUGAUAGCAAACCAAUCAUUAUUGCAUCGAAAAAAAAAACAACAAAAAAUCAUCAUUUUCGCAAGUGGAACAAAAUCCAUAAAUUACACCUAGCGGUACCAUGUGGCUGCAGAAAAUACUAUCGUCCAUGAAUUCAAGCAAAUCGAAACAUGGAGGAACGAAAAUAAAUUCUAAACGAAACUGUUUUAGGCUAAUUUGUAAAGAGAUAAAAGAAAGUAAAACUAUCGUCAUUAUCUGUGUAGAGAAAAUAAAAUGUUAAAUAUUGGACAUAAAUUGAAGGAAAAAAAACCUGAAAUAAACAAGAAUUUGGACGAAAAUGAACCAAGCUAUUGAGUGAUGACCAUGAAUGCACACAAAUUUUGACACUUUUUUAAACCUUGAAAAUACUCAUCAAAGUUUGACAUGACGCCGUCUGCAAUAAAUUAUGCCUCCAUUUUGAAAUUUCGUUUCUGUCGUAAUUUUUAUUAUGUUUUUUAAAAUGAUUUUGCUAUUCUUUUCAUAGAAUGAAUAUUAAAAUUUAGAGUGACUUGAUUUUUUGUAAUUGAUAAUUUUAGUAAUUUUCGAAAUCUGAUAUUUUUUAGAUGAUAAGGUGACUUGAAGAUGAUUAACAUUUUACGGGAUUUCCAAAUUAAACAUUUUUGCUACCAAUUGUUCAUGUGGCUGGACAUAACUUACAAAGAACCUAAAAAAACAUUUGAAUAUUUUUUUUUUAUCAUGUCAUAUAAAAUUUUCAAUUAGCCCUUAUCAACUAGUUAUUUUGACCAUCAUUAUUUUUUAACCUGAUUAUCAAUCAUCUAAACUUAAAAAAAAUCUAAUGAAUCAUUUUAAAAAUAGACAGUUUAAGAAAUUAGAAAAAUGAUUUUUUUUAAUUAUCUGCCAAAAAAACACCAAUGAGUUGUUCAUUUGAUUUCGCAACUUGAUUUUUCUUUGUUUUUUUUUUAUUUGGAUGAACAUUUGUCCAUGCAUUCCCUAUGCCAAAAGAAGCAAUUUUGAAUCAUUAGAACAAUGUUGGGUCUGGUCAUAAAAAAGCGUAAGUAAAUGAAUGAAAUUCUGUAUCUUGAGAAGAGAGAUUUUUUGAUCGAUUUAUUGUCUUCGGCAAAGUGGUUGGACUUUUAGGACUUUUCGGAAAAUAGGUACCUACACAAAAAAAACGAUGUUUUCAAUUAUUUUUUAUAAAAUUCUAGUCUGACCUGAUAAACAGCGUAAAUUAACAAGUUGUCGUAUCCAAUAAACCAAUCAAUUACAAAUAAAAUGGUGCAAAAUCUGAUUUUGGGGAUGUGAUUUUUUGAGAAAAUCAUGUUUUUUUAAUUGAAAGCCUGAGAAAAAAAAAUGUAUCAUUUUUUGAAGCAAAAUCAAACCUGUAAUUUUCAAAAUCUGAUAUUUUUCAGAUGCUAAGGUGACUUAAUGAUGAUUAACAUUUUAUGGAAUUUACAAAUUAAACAUUUUUGCUAUCAAUUGUUCAUGUGGCUGGACAGAACUUACAAAGAACCUACAGAAACAUUUAAAUUAUUUUUUUUAUUAUGUCAUAUCAAAUUUUCAAUUAGCCCUUAUCAACCAGUAAUUUUGACCAUCAUUAUUUUUUAACCUGAUUAUCAAUCAUCUCAACUUAAAAAAAAUUAGAUGAAUCAUUUUUAAAAUAAACAGUAUAAGAAAUGAGAAAAAUGAAUUUCAUUUUUUAAUUAUCUGUUAAAAAAAUACCAAUGAGUUGUUCAUUUGAUUUCGCAACUUGAUUUUUCUUUGCUUUUUUUUUAUUUGGAUGAACAUUUGUCCAUGCAUUCCCUAUGCCAAAAGAAGCAAUUUUGCAUCAUUAGUACAAUGUUGGGUCUGGUCAUCAAAAUGAGUAAGUAAAUGAAUGAAAUUCUGUAUCUUGAGAAGAGAGAUUUUUUGAUCGAUUUAUUGUCUUCGGCAAAGUGGUUGGACUUUUAGGACUUUUCGGAAAAUAGGUACCUACACGAAAAAAAACGAUGUUUUCAAUUAUUUUUUAUAAAAUUCUAGUCUGACCUGAUAAACAGUGUAAAUUAACAAGUUGUCGUAUCCAAUAAACCAAUCAAUUACAAAUAAAAUGGUGCAAAAUCUGAUAUUGGGGAUGUGAUUUUUUGAGAAAAUCAUGUUUUUUUUAAUUGAAAGCCUGAGAAAAAAAAAUUGUAUCAUUUUUUGAAGCAAAAUCAAACCUGCAAUCGGAUAAAAAGUUUAUUACAUUUUUGAUAAAAAAUACCGUUUUCAAGUCAUAGCUUCUUUUAUGUAUUUUUUGUAUAUAUUAUAAAAAUACUUCUUGAAAAAAACACCCCCCGAAAAAAAUAUUUCUGGGAGGUUGAGCAUUUUUCUUUGAAACUAUUAAAAUCUUAUUAAAAGUUCGAAUCGAUGAAAAUUACUUUGUCUAAGUAAUACCUAAUAAUCCUGUAACGUUCAUCUGACGAUAUCUCGGAAAGUAUUGCUCCGAUUUGCAAUGUUUUAAAAACAUUUUUUUUUAAAUUUUCUGAUCUUUUCAAUACAAAUCCAACACAUAAAAGUGAAAUUUGUAAAUCAUGAAAAAAAGGUUUUCAAAUUGAAUAUUGGAUUUCAAUUGCCGAGAAAUCGUCAGUUGAUAAAUAGUCACUUGACUGAUAUCUUAAAAUAUAAUUAAUAUUCAUGUAUUCAAUAAUAUUUUUUCAUAAAACUUUUGGCCAUUGCAAAUAUUUUUCUAAGUUUAUGACUUAUCACCAAACAGAUUUGCUGAAAACAUCAAUCUUAACAAUUUUUUCAAGACACAGAUUUUCGAAUAUUUACAGGAACUCGACUUUGGCCAUUGCACUGGUUUCAACACUAGGAUAUUUUUUUUUAAUUAAUUUUUCAUCAGUCUUGUUGUUUUGCAAUCACUAAUUUCCUAAUUUCUAACUUUUGGGUACAUUUCAGAAUGUUGUCGGCUGAUAAGACUUCUAUUUUCAUUGCAAUUUAGAAGUGUGUUUUUUUUUCUUUAUUCAUAUUAAUAAAAUUAAAGUAUAACCCCUCAUUUAUCAGGCUGUUUCUGAAAAGGGGUAUGCGAAAUAUUUUUCAAAACAUUUGCAACGGCCUUACAGUUCUCGAGAAAAUGCUCAAAGUCUGUCACAUCCAACUUUUUUCAGCUCCAUUUUUUUUUUCAUUUGAAAAUGCUUCCCGAGCAAACGGAAAUAACUUGGGAAUAACAUUUUUUGAUAUUUGAAAUACUAGGCAAAUAAUAUUUGAUGUUAUUCAUAACAAGAUUUUUUAUUCGUAGUUAUGAAUUUUUUGUUAUUGGAUUGUUAUUGUAAUAAGAGGUUAAUAAAAUUUUUAGUUAUUCUUCGACCAAAUCUUUGUUAUUAUUUUUUGUUAUUUCAACAAUUAAUCCGAUCAUUCCAAUAACAGUUGGAGGUAUUCUUCCAUAGCAAAAAUUGUUAUUCCCAAGAUGUUUUAGCUUUAAACUAAUAUCAGACCAAUAACAAAUUUUGUUAUGAUAACAUAAACUGAUAUUAAACUCUUAUGCAAAAAUGCAUUUUGCAAGAAUACUCCAUAACACUUUUUGUUAUUUUAACAGUAUUUGUUAUUGAAAUGGCAUGAAUUUAGUUAUUACCGUCUGUUCGGGUUUUAUUUCUAGCUUUUAAAUUAAUGCAUUAAUAAAGAAAAUUUAGCUUUUUUUUGCAUUCGAACUAAAUUAAUCUAAUCGUGAUUUUUUUUUAUUAAAUAUUUUUUUCAUGAUUUUGUUAAUCCAAUUCAACGUCUUCCAUUAAAAAUAUUUCGCCUUUUUGUGUUUUUUCAUAAUUAUUGAUUUGCUUUCCGUUUUUUUUUCAAUUUGCUUUUCACGUACAUUAAAUGUUAGUGCAAGGCAUUGUAGAAAUACUUCAUGCUUAUUUGAUCAUAAAAAUGAACGAAACACGCAAACGCAAAAAUGCUCGAUACGAAAUUAAAAAAUUUACGUUAUCUUUUUCUUGUCAUUAUCACCACAUUUUUUUUUAAUCAUUCAGGCCUGAAAGGGUCAUGUUACAAUUAUUAUAAAUCGACAAUUAAAGCAUUAUUUUCUACUGUACUUUGAAGGAUCUAAAAAAUAUAUAAUUCGUGUUAUUUUGGAAAAUAUAAGCUUUGUGUUUCUUUUUCAUCAACCUUUGAAAAUUGUGUUACUCAAUGCUUCAUGAUUUUUAUUAAAGAUGAGGACCUUAGCAUCGAUUUUUGAACUCAAACAAAACAAAAA